Thalassophryne amazonica is the source of this 1443-nucleotide messenger RNA. RefSeq names its product kynurenine aminotransferase 1 (gene kyat1). Gene Ontology annotation, molecular function: pyridoxal phosphate binding; L-kynurenine:2-oxoglutarate transaminase activity. The record is from RefSeq and is a predicted model, not a curated record. Gene Ontology annotation, biological process: biosynthetic process. NCBI's taxonomy places the organism in Eukaryota, Metazoa, Chordata, Actinopteri, Batrachoidiformes, Batrachoididae. The coding region runs from base 246 to 1373 and encodes 375 amino acids. Gene Ontology annotation, cellular component: mitochondrion; cytoplasm. The transcript is spliced from 15 exons.
UUUGUUGUUGUUGUUUUGGGUUCCUCCCUCUGGAGGUUAGUGUUCACCCUUUCAAAAAUUGUGAGUAUUAUUUAUAUUAAUGGGAAGUCUUCGAAGUUUUGCAGGAAAUUUGAAGGUAAUUUUGCAGAAUUCCGUCCGAAACCGUCCUGAGGUCAACAUGUCACGAAGGUUGAACGCUCGUCGAACUGAAGGCGUCGAUAAAAACGUCUGGAAGCUUUCUGUAAGCUGUAAGCGGUGGAUGCCCAAUGCACCAGUAUACCCGUGGAUUUGGUCAUGUUCCUCUUGUAAGGAUUUUGGCAAAAUUCUUCAGUAGAGUUGUGGGACGUGAGAUUGAUCCUCUUGAAGACAUCGUAAUCACAGUUGGCGCAUACGAGGGACUUUUCUGUACAUUUCAGGCACUCAUUGACGAUGGCGAUGAGGUCAUAAUUAUCGAGCCGUUCUUUGACUGCUACCAGCCGAUGGUGAAGAUGGCAGGUGGGAAGGCUGUGUUUGUACCUCUGAGACCGAGAAUUAAAGGCGAGUUUAGUUUGUCCAGUGGGGACUGGGUUCUUUCUCCCGAGGAGCUGGCCAGUAAAUUUACUCCACGGACAAAAGCCAUUGUCAUAAACACUCCUAACAAUCCAUUAGGCAAGGUUUUCAUUGCCGAAGAGCUCCAAAUGAUCGCUGAUCUGUGCAUAAAGCACGACGUGGUUUGCAUCAGUGACGAGGUGUACGAGUGGUUGACUUACGACGGAGCCAAACAUGUCAAGAUAGCAAGUCUUCCUGGCAUGUGGGAACGAACCAUAACUGUUGGCAGCGCCGGAAAGACCUUCAGUGCCACUGGAUGGAAGGUUGGCUGGGUUAUCAGCUCGGAGCACAUAACCAAACACCUGAAAACCAUCCAUCAGAACUGUAUUUACCACUGUGCAACAGCUGCUCAGGAGGCAGUAGCGCAGGGAUUUGAGAGAGAAUACAACCUCUUUGGGUCGCCUGACUCCUACUUACAACAGCUGCCGGCGAUGCUGCAUCAUAAGAGAAAUAAACUGGCCUCCUGUCUUCAGAGUGUGGGUUUGCAGCCCAUCAUGCCAGAAGGAGGUUAUUUUAUGAUCGUGGACAUCUCCUCUGUCAAGGUGGAUUUCACUGAUGACAGCACAAAGGAUGAACCCUAUGACUUCAGAUUUACUAAAUGGCUAAUUAAAGAGAAGGGAUUAGCAGCAAUCCCCGUCUCGGCAUUCUACAGUCCUGAGCACAGAAAGAACUUUGACAAAUUCAUACGGUUCUGCUUUGUUAAGGAGGACUCGACCCUGAAUGCAGCAGAGGACAUCUUGAAAAAGUGGAGUCAUUCAAUACCCCAAACGAGAAGAUUCCCUGGAAGAAAAUGCGAGCAAAAUUGAAGGAGGAGAAGAAGCAACAGAAAGAAGCUCGGCUGAUCAAACGGUUAGAAAAGCAGAAAUUGCAAGAGGC